This is a messenger RNA of Centruroides sculpturatus (bark scorpion), 1901 nucleotides long. RefSeq lists its product as uncharacterized. The record is from RefSeq and is a predicted model, not a curated record. The transcript is spliced from 5 exons. Bases 305 to 814 code for a protein of 169 amino acids. NCBI's taxonomy places the organism in Eukaryota, Metazoa, Arthropoda, Arachnida, Scorpiones, Buthidae.
GAUUACUUCGCCGGCAAGUACUCUUAAACGCUAUUUGCUCGUUUAAUAGUAUUAAUGCAUAGCAUACUCUUUCACGUUUCGUUUUAAUAUAUUUCUAGACAGGAAAACUCUUUGUUAACAAGUUAAAGCAUCGGCUUACCACUCUCUGGGAGACGGAGAUCAAAUCCGAACCGGCAACUCCCCGGGAAUAUCCGGACGUGCCAAAUUUAGCCCUCGUCACCCACACUGCGGGCCUGGCCAACUACGAAUAAAAGACCCACUCGACGCCCAAGACAGUGCGACGGAGACGUAUCUACAAGAUCUGAUGGUGAAACUGGUAGAGGUUUGGGAAAUUUUUGAAGAUUUAAACGACAAAUGGAAGUUCCUUCUUCCCAUAACUUAUGUCCAUUUUAUGUACGAAUCCUGCUUCUUUUCUUACGGCGCAAUUUUUGUGAAGAUGGUAGUAACGAUGCGUGUCUUCAUCGUUGCGAUCGCAUUUAUAUUGGUAACUGGAACCUCGUAUUCGGCUUGGGCAUUAUCAGCAUUCACAUCAAUUAUUUACGAUGAUUUUAUCUCUUUGGGAAAAUUCUACACUUUGAAUUUGUCCCGAGAAUAUAAAUUGAAGAUUGUUGGUUUCAUGAAAAGAUUUGGAGGUAGACCCUUCGGAAUCUCCAUCGCGGGAUUUUUUUACGUGAAGAGAAAUUUUCUAAUUAGGAUGAUGAGUGGAUUUUACUCAGUUUUCUCUUCUCUGAUUCAAGUAACCGGAGUUCUUAGAAAAGAGAAGUGCGCUUCAAAAAUUGUUCAAAAUUUUUCAGUUAGGAACGGAACAUCUUAAACAUAAUGGCGGACCUCGCGCAGGCGCAAGAAGCACGCGCUAGGGGGGUUCCUAGCGCGGUAACUAGCCUUUUACGCGCCCGGUGCGAGCUUCUGUAACUUCGCCCCAAAACUAUGACACAAAACUUGGUUCAGGUCAUUUCUGCGCCCCCAGGGUCUGCGUCCUGUGCCUGGGCACCGCCCUAGUUACGGCACUGCUAAGGACUUCCGUAAGUAGCAACUUCGAAAACGUUAAGAAAAUCCGGAAAACUCUUCGUGGCCAGCCCGUUGUAGAGGCGCUAACUCACGACCAAGCUAAUUUAUGCACAGAUCAGAAGUCAACAAUAAUAUUCCGAUCAGCUGCCGAUUUUGUAAGAAGGGCCUAGUGCGCAGCUUUAUCCAGGGGCCUAUAAUGGUGUUAAGACGGCCCCGAACUUUCUAUAAACAAAGUUAUUUUUUAGUUGUAACUAUAGUGAUCCUUAGACAAUUUUUAAACUAACAAGUCAUAAAUUUUAUAGUGUAAUGAAAUGUAGAAACACUCAAGUAAUGACUAAUCGCUACUUUUGUCUAGAAAAAAUAUAAAAACAGUAGUCUCUGCAUCUAGUAAAUUACGCAAAUGUAAAUCAAUUGAAUUGUUUAAUGUAUCGAGUGAUGAAAUAUUUUAUUUUUGAAAUAAUUUCAAAUUUCGCAGAUAACCUAGUCUAAUUGUUUACGUCACAAAUACUUUCUAAUAAUAAUCUUCAAAGUAUUUGUACAAUAUUCAAUGAAAUGUUUUUAUGAUUGAAAACCCCGGAAGUUUUUCGGGUGCUCUGCAGGCACUAAGAAUGUCUUUUUGCAUUCCAUCACAGAAUCUGCCAGGCCCGUAACGAGGGCAACCUAGCGAUAAGGGACUCGAAGUAUUCGAGAUAGACCCGCAACAGCCGUAUCAUAAAGCAAGGCCAUAAAAAUUUUUAUGGCACGAGUGUCGAAAACACCGUUUACUUAUGGAAAUGUUAUAGGUGUAGUCAACCACAAAAUAAAUUAUACUAUUUUAAACAUCGACGUGUAAUUUAUAAAUUAUUAAUUAAAAUUCGAACACCUCGAAACAAGAGAUAACAAAGUUACUCACU